Messenger RNA from Schistosoma curassoni, 2868 nucleotides. Lineage: Eukaryota; Metazoa; Platyhelminthes; Trematoda; Strigeidida; Schistosomatidae. The record is from the annotation of a GenBank genome assembly.
AUGGAUAAGAUAAUUAUAGGUUUGCUAGCCAGUAGCCAUCCUGAAAGCACGAAGAUUAUACUUCUGGAGAGGUUGCGGGAACAUAUUAGUAAACUUGAUGAAACGGAUUUUUUUAAAGAUGUUGUUUUCACUUGUAUUCAGAAUAUGCACAGUAGAAAUGAUUACUCUCAGUUAUAUAUGAGUGUAGUUUGUGAUCUAUUAUUUUCGAUUGAAUCCCAUUUGUCAGAUAAUUCUACAAUUCAUCUUUCUCAGCAGAUCACAAGUUCCUUCACCCCACUUGCUUUAAAUUCAUUUCCAGAAGCUUUGUCUACAUUCAUAAAAAAGAUUCUUAAGCGCCAUUCGAUGAUAUUUAUCCAGUUGUCCUUGGAAAAUCCUGGAUGUCUGUCGACUUUAUCUUCUGGGCUUCAAAUUGUUUUGGAUUACAAUCUUCUGAACGAUAACAAACAAUUGUACUUUCUUAUUCAGCACGCUCUUGUCAAGUCGUCAUUGCAUAAGUCAACUUCCUAUGAUCUCUGUGAUGAUAUGUACUUGACCUUUGUAUCUAAUAUUUUUCAAGUUUUGGUAACUUUAUCUUCCCAGUUCCCCUCCGGGAAUUUUCCAUCCUAUUCAUUUGAUAUUGAACUUGUUGAGUCCAUCGCACGAUCGGUAAUCACGUUUGUUACAGAGCCAAAACUUAGCAGUUACCAGUCCAACACAUGUAUACUGACUGAACGUCUCACUUCUUUGGUUCAGGAUGUUUUAGUCAGUUCCAGUUAUGAUUGCCAUUACAUUUCCGUCGCUUCCAUGUUGUCUGAACUUCAGGAGUUUUGCUCAGACGAUUCAUUGUUGUCGGAAACUAUUUGUAGAUUUAUCGAUCAACUUGGUCAACGUCAUAUCACCAACAUUGAGACAUGUUUUACGGUAUUGCGUCGUCUAACUUUGUGGCUCACUUGGUCUGAACUGGCUACUUAUCGGUCUUCUCUAGACCUCUGGCUUAUUGGAUUUCAGUGCGAAAUGUUCAAAAAGUUUCCUCCUACUGGGUCACAGUCUUUAACCAACUAUUGGUCAGAUUUCAUGUGUUGGCAAUUCAAAUUUGUCUUAGAACUCAUGGGCCGUUUGUCGCUUCCACAUGAUUCAACUGUAUAUGCUUUGGCCUUUUUCAUUCUCAGUGGCGAUGACAAGCAUGAUCAAUAUGCGGAUGAUAUAGUCUCACACCUAGCACCUGUUCUGAGCAAACUGCUUAGUAUGUAUGUUGACGACCCAUUAAAUGAAGAAUGCAAAGAUAUUCUGCUUAAAAUGUACACAAUUUCACGCUUACUUGAUCCUCUAGUUAUUUCUACUGGUAAUGAUUUAUCAAGAACAUGUAUACAGAAGAAGCAUCUAGUUACUUUGCUAGGUAAAUUUCAUAGCCAGUUCAACGACGAAAACAGUCCUGAGAUUUGGAGUACGCGAACAAAAAUAUAUAAAUUGGAGUUUCUAACAAAGUUUGGGCCUCAAGCUGGAAUUCGUAUUCGAAAAAUAUGGGAGCGUUGGAAUUUAACUUCAACAAUCCGACUAGUUAGUAUACAUCCAACAACUGUGAAAACAAACCGUUCAGUUGCUGGUUAUAAAGGUAUAUUAAACGUUGGAAAUACGUGUUAUGCAAAUGCAGCUCUGCAAUUACUUUAUCACUGCUCCGAGUUUCGUCGGGCCUUAUUUGGAUUUCACAAAGCUUAUUCAUCGACUGGCACAGUUAUGGCAUCUUGCACCUCGUUUUCAAACAAAAUUGACUUUGUUUUGCCAAGCCAAAAUUCAAACCCAGUGAAUAAUCUCAGUUUGUCAGUCUCAGAUUUGCAUGAAAAUGUACGCUCGUCAGAUAAUGUAACGUCAUCAGUUGAACAUCAGGGUAUUUUACAUGCUCAUCUAUUUUCGCUUUUCCAGUCACUCGAUACACAUCAACUCCCAACUGUCCGUGACAUACGAGCUGUACUUACACUUACUAAACCAGCACAUUUUGUAUCUGGUGAACAACAAGAUGCAGCUGAAUAUUUAAACUACUUAUUGGAUCGAUUACAUGAAGAAGAGUUAUGUUGUAAAAAACAACAAAGUCUCUCUCUCGAUUCAUAUUGCAAUUCAUCAACUUUUACGGCUGAUCGAUAUAUUCAACCUACAAUGAACGCGGAUUCCAAACCAAAUCCAUCUUGUUCUUACAGUACAAAUAAACAGUCCUGUUCAACUGACUCUAUACAGAACCUUGGUGAAAACACCUUAAAUGACGACUCUGGUCUAUCAUCAUCGUCAGCAGUUGCGCGUCUUUUUGGAGGUACUAUGUUAAGGCACACUUCUUGUGUAGAGUGUCAAUAUGUCUCCAGUUCUAGACAAGAACAAUUUAUUUGUCUAUACGUUCCACUAACUAAACCACAGGAGUUGCUGUAUCAAGACCAGGCACCUAGUGAAAACCCAAGUUUUGUUACCAAGAUUCCUGUAUCCAAUGAUUCGGAACUAGUGGAAGAAGAAAUUACCGAGCCUGGAACAGAUUUAUCUACUCUAAUACAAACACAUUUUACUAGAAUUGAACAUGUUGCUUCAUCAACAAAAUGUGAAUCAUGUGGUAAACACACGGUUCAAGCUAGAUCCUUAAAAUUACAGCAGCUUUCGUCACAUGUGUUGAUUUGUUUAAAUGUUUUUAAAUAUUCUCGAGUUAAUCAAACAUGUUCAAAAAUUAUGCAUCGUGUCCAUAUACCAGAACGCUUAUCAGUUACAGUAUCAUCUUCAAACACAGAAACCUAUACAUACAACGAUAUCUCUGCAACAAAUGAUUCUGCUAAAUCUAAAUUCACUUCCAGAACUUAUAGUCUACAAGCAAUGAUUUUGCAUAGUGGCUUAUCGGAGACGCAGGAACGAAUGUAA